AUGCAGAAGCUAGGACUAACGAGCUCGAAGAGUCUCGACAAAUUCAAAUCGCUGUAUGGUCCUGCAUCGGGAACUGCCAAGGCUUCGUCGUUCUCUUCGCGUCCUUCCACGGAUUCCAUCUCAUUGGGAAGUUUUGCGAAUCUGAAGCUCACUGCAGAGAAACUGGUGAAAGAGCAAGCUUCAGUGAAGACUGAUCUGGAAAUUGCGAAUACUAAACUAAAGAAGUCAUUGGAGCAUGUUCAUGCUUUAGAAGAAAAACUUCGGCAUGCUUUUAACGAAAAUGCCAAACUCAAGGUCAAGCAGAAAGAAGAUGAAAAACUGUGGAAAGGAUUGGAGUCUAAGUUCUCGUCAACGAAGACACUGUGUGAUCAACUUACCGAGACAAUGCAGCAGCUCUCAGGUCUAGUUCAGGCUGCUGAGAAAGAUAAGGAGAUAUUGGAAGUUAAACUUUCUGCAAGUUCAGAAGCUCUUGAUAGUUUAAAUAAGCAUAUGGAUGAUCUAUCUCUGAAGCUAGAUUCUGCGGAGGAAACAAUUAGAACUCGUAACAAGGAGAUAGAAGAGCUCAAAUUCGAGUCAGUAGAAAAGGACAAGGUUCAUAGAGAUGAUCAGACUAGGUCUGCAAAUCUCUUAAAGGAGAAAGAUAAUAUGAUCAAGAAUAGAGAUGAAACUUUAGCAGCUAGCAAAAUGGCUUCAGAGAGUUUGAAUUCAAAGUUGGGAGAGGUGCAACUUCAGUUAGAAGUCAAAGAAGAUGAAAUUACUCAUCACAUAACCGCUGAGGAAAAACUGAAAAAAGAAAUGGGCGAUCUUCAAUUGUGUAAUGCUGAGAUUACUGAAAAACUCGACUUGUCACUUCAGGAAUUCAAAAACCUUGAUGAACUGGUUCAAGCCCUGGCUGGAAAUGUGGUUGGAUUAGACAAAGAAAGCUUGAACGUUUUGAGCAAGUUUAAUGAACUAAGUUGUCUCUAUGAUUCUUGCUUCCAUUUGGUCCUGCAGGAACGAGAUGCCUUAUCUAAGCAUGCUCAAGCUCAAUAUGAUGAGCUUCAUAAUAAAUUCUUGAGCUUGAGAUCAGAAAAAGAUGCAAUUCAGUUGAUAAAUCAUGAAUUAAACAAUAAAGUGACUGAACUUCGGGAAGUUCUGGAAGCAACGGCAACCCGGCAUGCAGAUAUCUGCCGAUUAGAUGCUGAAAGAAUCCAGUGUCUGGAGUCAGAAGCUCAAACUUUAAUCUUAAAGAAGGAAGAAGCUGAGCUAUCGAUUUCCAAAUUAGAGGAGAGAGUUGAAUUUUUCUCAGAUAGCUCUAGAUCAUUAGAGACCCAGAUGGCAUGUUUAUUGCUGAAGCUUUCAGCAUUGGAAAAUGAAAGCAAAGAAAGAAAAUUCAGAGAGUUGCAGGAAGAAAUAUUGAGGAAAUCAGAGGAAAUAGACAGUUUGAAAAAGGAAGUUGUAAAACUUGAGCAGCAUGCAGAUUUUCUGGAGAAAAAAGUAGGCCAAGUUAAUAAUGUCUUAGAGGACAAAGAACAGCUCAUUUUGCAGUACAAGGAGCAAGAAAAGAAGCUGGAAGAUCAGAUCUCUGAGAAUCAGUCAUCAUUGGCUGCUAUUGAAAGUAAACUUAUAGAAGCUAAGAAGCAAUAUGAUCUAAUGGUAGAGAGCAAGCAGUCAGAAUUAUCAAGGCAUUUGAAAGAAAUUUCUCAGAGAAAUGAUCAGGCUAUUAAUGACAUUAAGAGGAGGUAUGAGUUGGAGAAGAUGGAAAUUGUCAACAUGGAAAAAGAAAAGGCUGAUAAGGCGAUUGCAGAAAUAGAGGGAAGAUGCGACAAAAAACUUGCAGAUUGCAAAGAAGAAUCAAGGCAACAGUUGGUGCGCAUUCAGGAGGAACAUGCUGCACUGGUUAGUCAAAUACAGCAGGAGCACAACAAGAAACAACUAGAUCUUCUAGCUGAACACAAUGAGAAACUUAAACAUGUCCAACUGCAAGCUGAAAAUGAACUGAGAGAGGUUCGUUAA
Neltuma alba is the source of this 1995-nucleotide messenger RNA. Its product is annotated as synaptonemal complex protein 2. NCBI's taxonomy places the organism in Eukaryota, Viridiplantae, Streptophyta, Magnoliopsida, Fabales, Fabaceae. The transcript is spliced from 11 exons. The record is from RefSeq and is a predicted model, not a curated record. Gene Ontology annotation, biological process: reciprocal meiotic recombination. The coding region runs from base 1 to 1995 and encodes 664 amino acids.